Molecule: messenger RNA, 2120 nt
Organism: Ananas comosus (pineapple)
Lineage: Eukaryota; Viridiplantae; Streptophyta; Magnoliopsida; Poales; Bromeliaceae
Product: external alternative NAD(P)H-ubiquinone oxidoreductase B2, mitochondrial-like
Exons: 10
Coding region: 148-1881 (577 amino acids)
Molecular function (GO): NADH dehydrogenase activity; calcium ion binding
Source: RefSeq, a predicted model, not a curated record
AGGAGGAGGAAGAAGGCGAUCACAAGACCAACGCCGGUCCCCUCUUCGCGUCCUCCUGCUUUUUCGUUAGUUGUCUUCCCAAAGCUCAGAAGAGUUAGUCCACCUCUCUCUCUCUCUCUCUCUCGCUUUUCCCUGAUCGCCGGAGAAAUGAGAUUCGCCGCUUUCUUCCUGGAUGGCGCCUCUCGAGCCUUCAACCACCGCCCCACCUUCUCCAAGCUCGUCGUCGUCCUCGCCGCGAGUAGUGGAGGUCUUGUGGCUUAUGCUGACUCCAAGUCUGACGCCGAGUCAUCUCAAAAUGCUCCCAAGAAGAAGGUGGUGGUCCUUGGAACUGGGUGGGCCGGCACAACUUUCUUGAAAAAUAUUGAUAGCUCCUUAUACGACGUUCAAAUUAUAUCACCUCGCAACUACUUCGCAUUUACCCCCUUGCUUCCAAGCGUCACAUGUGGGACUGUUGAACCACGUAGUAUUGUUGAGCCAAUUCGCAGAGUAGUGAACAAGAAAGGGGCAGACAUUAAAUUCUGGGAAGCCGAGUGCUUCAAGAUCGAUCCAACAAACAAGAAAAUUCAUUGCCAUUCAGAUAUCGGUACAAAUUUGGAUGGUACUGGUGAAUUUGUGGUUGAUUAUGAUUACCUGGUCAUAGCAGUUGGAGCUAGGUCCAAUACGUUUAACACCCCUGGUGUAGAGGAGCAUUGCCACUUCUUAAAGGAAAUUGAGGAUGCUCAAAAAAUCCGGAGGAGUGUGAUGGACUGCUUCGAAAGGGCCAGCCUUCCAUACCUCAGUGAAGAAGAGCAAAAGAGAAAUCUCCAUUUUGUAGUUGUUGGUGGUGGUCCUACUGGUGUUGAAUUUGCUGCAGAGUUGCACGAUUUUGUUUCCGAAGAUUUGUCAAAGUUGUAUCCUGCGAUUCGUGACCUAGUGAAGAUAUCAGUAAUUGAAGCCGGAGGACACAUCUUGACCAUGUUCGAUAAAAGGAUAACUAAAUUCGCCGAAGAGAAGUUUCAAAGAGAUGGCAUUGAAGUGAAAACAGGAUAUAAAGUUGUAAAGGUUUCAGAUAGUCUGAUCACCAUGCAAAAUGCAUCCGCUGGGGAGGUUUCUGUGCCUUAUGGAAUGGCUGUCUGGUCUACUGGUAUUGGGACUCGUCCUUUUAUCCUCAACUUCAUGAAACAAAUUGGUCAGGGUAAUCGGCGUGUUUUGGCAACUGACGAAUGGCUGAGAGUCCGUGAAUGUGAGGAUGUCUAUGCAAUUGGUGAUUGUGCUACGAUAACUCAACGAAAAGUAAUGGAGGAUAUAUCGGCGAUUUUUAAGGUUGCAGACAAGGAUAAUUCUGGAACCUUGACUGUGAAGGAAAUCCAAGAUAUAUUAGAAGAUAUUUGCAUAAGAUAUCCACAAGUGGAGCUCUAUUUGAAAAGUAAGCAAAUGAGGGGCAUUGCUGAUUUGAUAAAGGAUGCUAAAGGUGAUAUUCAAAAGGAAUCUAUAGAAUUGAACAUAGAAGAGUUCAAAAAAGCUCUCGCUAAUGUGGAUUCACAAGUCAAAAAUCUUCCUGCAACUGCUCAGGUUGCUGCACAACAAGGAAAUUAUCUUGCACGUUGUUUUAACAAAAUGAAGUACAGCGAUGAGAAUCCUGAAGGUCCACUCCGAAUCAGGGAGUCUGGUCGUCAUCGCUUUCGUCCCUUCCGAUAUAAGCACUUUGGUCAAUUUGCCCCAUUGGGUGGAGAGCAAGCCGCAGCACAGCUUCCAGGAGAUUGGAUCUCCAUUGGCCACAGCACUCAGUGGCUCUGGUAUUCUGUGUAUGCAAGCAAACAAGUAAGUUGGCGUACGAGGGCUUUGGUGGUAUCUGAUUGGAUGCGUAGAUUCAUUUUUGGGAGGGAUUCGAGUUGCAUAUAGUUGGGCACUCUGCAACUACCUGUUGUAAACGUAAAUUCUGUCAAAAUUUUCACCUAGCCAAAUUAUGCAAGUUUGCGAAUUUGUUUCACCACCAAUUUUGAUAUAACUAUGUUUUCUUUCUAAUAUUUGUUGAUUAAUUGCUUGAUACUUGAGCAAACUCUGUCCAUCCUCAUAUAGCUGUUAUGUUGUUUGUUGCAGAAAACCAAUGAGGAAUAAAAAUUAUAAUUUGAAUUGUGAAA